GCGGGCUGGAUAAGGGCCCCAAGUUGGAAGAGGUGGCCCUGGGGGUUGGGCCCAGUGUACCCCUUUGUCCUGCUCCCUGGGCUCACCAGUCAAGUCCUCACCUCCAUCCCUCUUCUUUCUGAGAGUGAGAACCCCUCUCAGAAAGCUCUGACCUGCUGCCCAAACCCACAACUCUGUAAAACCUGCGUGAGCGUCCCCUCCCUGCCCCCUUCCAGCUGUGCCUGCCCCUCACGCCCUACCGGCACACAGACUCUCUGUCCACCAGGCCAGGGAUGUGGGCGGGGGCUGGGGAGGGGCCAGAGUCGGAAUGAAAGGGCCUUUUUCUUCCACAGCUGGGAGAACAGCUGCCACCAAAGCAAGACUGGACACUCUGUGCCCAGAGCCCCCUCUGCAGCUGGCCUCCCUUCCUGGGACCUUCCUCACUCUCACCUCGCUUUCCUUUCUUCCCAUGCCUGGCUCCCACCAGGACUCUGGAACAGUGGUAGGCAAGGGAAGUUUGUCACAGCUGCCAGAGGGGUGUAUCAGGAGUGCAGAGGGACGAGGGCAGCCUCUGCCCUCUGGCCACUUCUUUCAAGACCAGGGAAGCAGCGGGAGGAGGAAUUGUGGAGCAGCGUGGUGCCUGUCCAGCACCCCCCCUCUGGAGGGGUCCACAAGGGAAGGGGCAGUGGGGGCACAAAGAUGCAGGACAGAUUGCACAUCCUGGAGGACCUGAAUAUGCUCUACAUUCGACAGAUGGCGCUCAGCCUGGAGGACACAGAGUUGCAGAGAAAGCUAGACCAUGAGAUCCGGAUGAGGGAAGGGGCCUGCAAGCUGCUGGCGGCCUGCUCCCAGCGAGAGCAAGCUUUGGAGGCCACCAAGAGCCUGUUGGUGUGCAACAGUCGCAUCCUCAGCUACAUGGGUGAGCUGCAGCGGCGUAAGGAGGCGCAGGUGCUGGGCAAGACAGGCCGGAGGCCUUCUGACAGCGGGCCGCCUGCUGAGCGCUCCCCCUGCCGUGGCCGGGUCUGCAUCUCUGACCUCCGGAUUCCACUCAUGUGGAAGGACACAGAAUAUUUCAAGAACAAAGGUGACCUGCACCGCUGGGCUGUGUUCCUGCUGCUGCAGCUAGGGGAACACAUUCAGGACACAGAGAUGAUCCUGGUGGACAGGACCCUCACAGACAUCUCCUUUCAGAGCAACGUGCUCUUCACCGAGGCAGGGCCAGACUUUGAACUGCGACUGGAGCUGUAUGGGGCCUGCGUGGAAGAGGAGGGGGCCCUGGCUGGAGCCCCCAAGAGGCUUGCCACCAAACUCAGCAGCUCCCUAGGCCGCUCCUCAGGGAGGCGUGUCCGGGCAUCGCUGGAGAGUGCUGGGGGUUCGGGGAGCAGUCCCAUUUUGCUUCCGACCCCAGCUGUGGGGGGUCCUCGUUACCACCUCCUGGCUCACACCACGCUCACCCUGGCAGCAGUGCAAGAUGGGUUCCGCACACACGACCUCACCCUCACCAGCCAUGAGGAGAAUCCUGCCUGGCUUCCCCUUUAUGGUAGCGUGUGUUGCCGCCUGGUGGCUCAGCCUCUUUGCAUGACUCAGCCUACCGCAAGUGGUACCCUCAGGGUGCAGCAAGCUGGGGAGCUGCAGGACUGGGCACGAGUGCAUGGAGUCCUGAAAGGCACAAACCUCUUCUGUUACCGGCAACCUGAAGACGCAGACACUGGGGAAGAACCAUUGUUUACUAUCGCCAUCAACAAGGAGACUCGAGUCCGGGCAGGGGAGCUGGACCACGCUGCGGGCCGGCCCUUCACCCUGAGCAUCAGUAACCGGUAUGGGGAGGACGAGGUGACACACACCCUUCAGACAGAGGGUCGAGGAGCCCUGCACAGCUGGAUGGAGGCUCUGUGGCAGCUUUUCUUUGACAUGAGCCAAUGGAAGCAGUGCUGUGAUGAAAUCAUGAAAAUUGAAACCCCUGCUCCCCGGAAACCACCCCAAGUACUGGCCAAGCAGGGGUCCUUGUACCAUGAGAUGGCCAUCCCCACAGUCCAGAGGCCUCUUCAGCAAAGGCCCGUCCCGCACUUGGCUCCAGUCACCAGUGUGAGAGAGAAAGGUGCUGGCAACAGGAUCUGGCCAGAGGAAGAGAAGACCCAUGUGCAGUCAGGCUCUGGAUGCGGCGCUGUCAGUACAAGGUUGGCCAGCUUGGCCUCACCUUCCUCUGCUGGACUUGGGGUAGGCUGGGGAGGAGGAGCAGAAGCCCCUCUUAAGCUGUGGUUGCCAAGGUGUUGAGGGGCUCGUUCCUGGGACUGGCUGGUACCCCCGAAACCCUUCCUGGGAGAAAACUGGAACCAACCCUGCCCUACCUCCCUGCACUAACCAGCUUUGAGGAUGGCACUGAAGAGCCUUGGGAGGGAGUGCACCUCCCUUGUGACUCUCACAUCAACCAUUAAAGUUAUUUAACGGCG
Prionailurus viverrinus (fishing cat) is the source of this 2429-nucleotide messenger RNA. It is a transcript of the gene RTKN, whose product is annotated as rhotekin. Gene Ontology annotation, biological process: mitotic cytokinesis; septin ring organization; signal transduction. The transcript is spliced from 12 exons. The coding region runs from base 679 to 2253 and encodes 524 amino acids. NCBI's taxonomy places the organism in Eukaryota, Metazoa, Chordata, Mammalia, Carnivora, Felidae. Gene Ontology annotation, cellular component: actomyosin contractile ring. The record is from RefSeq and is a predicted model, not a curated record.